AACCCUACCCUCACUUCUUGUCCCAUAAAUACCGUCUGUCCUUUAUGGCUCCCAUUUUCUGACGCGGGACCGAGAAAAAGAACCGGUCUUCUUCCUCUCUCGGAGUAGGAUCGAGGUCGAGAAAAGAUGGAUCGGUACCAGAGGGUGGAGAAGCCGAGAGCAGAGACGCCCAUCAACGAGAAUGAGAUUCGGAUAACCACACAAGGGAGGACGAGGAACUACAUCACGUAUGCAACGACCUUGCUCCAGGAAAAGGGAUCUAAUGAAAUCAUUAUCAAAGCUAUGGGAAGAGCCAUCAACAAGACAGUCAUGAUUGUGGAGUUGAUCAAGAGGAGGAUUGCAGGUCUCCAUCAGAACACAAAAAUUGAAUCUAUUGAUAUAACUGAUACGUGGGAGCCAUUGGAAGAAGGACUUCUCCCCCUUGAAACUACCCGCCAUGUAUCAAUGAUAACUAUAACUUUGUCCAAGAAGGAGCUGGAUACGUCCUCCCCAGGAUACCAACCACCCAUACCAGCUGAUCAGGUGAAGCCUUCAACAGAACUUGAUUAUGAAGGAGAGCCCUUGCCAUCUGGUGGUCGUGGUAGAGGACGUGGUGGUCGUGGAAGAGGCAGGGGUAGAGGGAUCAGCAAUGGGAUGGCAGAUUAUGAUGCUGAUGGAGGUUGGGAUGGUGGACGUGGAUAUGGCGGCAGAGGGAGGGGGCUUGGAAGAGGCCGUGGUUCCUAUGGACGUGGAAGAGGCUAUGGCGGCGGCUAUGGUGGUGGCGGCUAUGGUCGCAGCGGCUAUGGUGGCAGAGAUAUGCAGCAUGAAUCAGGUGGAUAUGACAAUGGUGAGCCAAGGGUACAAGGACGUGGACGUGGCAGGGGGGGGGCGUGGUCGAGGCCGUGGUAGUCAGGGUUAAGAUCAGAUGGACUCUCUAGAUGAUGCAUAAGCCCUCCUCUAAUGCAAGAUAAAUAUUCAUAUGCCUGCUUUGCCCGUGAUAUUUGAAAACAGUUUGCACUCGAACUUACUUGUAGGUGGUUGCUGAAUUUUACUUGUAACCUGCCGCCUUCUUUGGAAUGUGGCUGGUUGUGUUUUUGUAGUUAGGUUUUUUCUCCAUUUAUUGUUGUCCAAAGUUUGAUGUCUGCUGUGAAAUUGUACAAUUUCCUUAUGUUUUUGUAGGAAUGAUAGAACAGUAAUUCUUUGAUUCUUGAAACCAAUUUGAGCUUCCUAUGUUUUUCUAA
Molecule: messenger RNA, 1220 nt
Organism: Elaeis guineensis (African oil palm)
Lineage: Eukaryota; Viridiplantae; Streptophyta; Magnoliopsida; Arecales; Arecaceae
Molecular function (GO): RNA binding
Source: RefSeq, a predicted model, not a curated record